Molecule: messenger RNA, 219 nt
Organism: Arabis nemorensis
Lineage: Eukaryota; Viridiplantae; Streptophyta; Magnoliopsida; Brassicales; Brassicaceae
Source: the annotation of a GenBank genome assembly
AUGGCAAUUCUCGUCCUUUUUUCUUUGUUGAUCGUUGUCAUCGAUUCUCGUAGCCAGUUCUCCUCUCAUGUACAUCUUCUUCAUUCGUAUAGUGGUGAUUAUCCAGAUAAUCGAUUUUGGAGCAUAGAUCUGAGUCGAAUCUCCUUGUUUCUCCUGCAUAUCCUCUGUCUUCGUUCUCUGGAUCAUGACGAUGCGUGGUUUGCAGAAAUCAGAUGUUAA